Messenger RNA from Rhincodon typus (whale shark), 6803 nucleotides. Its product is annotated as GRIP and coiled-coil domain-containing protein 2. The record is from RefSeq and is a predicted model, not a curated record. Gene Ontology annotation, biological process: late endosome to Golgi transport. Gene Ontology annotation, cellular component: Golgi apparatus. NCBI's taxonomy places the organism in Eukaryota, Metazoa, Chordata, Chondrichthyes, Orectolobiformes, Rhincodontidae. Bases 113 to 5185 code for a protein of 1690 amino acids. The transcript has 23 exons.
CGCGAGAGCGGGCGGGGGUGGGCCGGAGGUGGCUUUCGCUCCUAGGCUUGCUUUAACGCAGUUUAUUUGUUUACGGUGAGGAGGAGGAGGAGAAGGUUGGAGCACCGCGAGCAUGGAGGAGAGUGGUCAGGAUGGCAUGCCUUCACCAGCAGCUCCUGGAACAGGAAAAUCUAAGCUGGACACCUUACCAAAGGAAGAGCUUAUAAAAUUUGCGAAGAAACAGGUUAUGCUUUUGCAGAAGACAAAGUCAAAAUGCACCGCUCUGGAAAAUGAAAUUGAACAGCUCAGAACAAAACCAGCUGUUGAUGCUAAUGAUGCAGUCAUCCAGGAACUGACAACCAGGCUGGAUUCAGUACUUUUGGAAAAAGCAGAAGCUCAGCAAAGUACACUUUCUCUUAGAAAGGAGCUAGAAAAAAGUAAAGAAGAGUUGAAGGAUACACUGUCAAGAGAAAUAGAAUUCCAGGAGGAGAUGAAGUCAUUAAAAAAUCAAUAUUUAAGCAAAAUUGAAGCUUUGAAUGUGGAAUUGGAAGGUGUUCAAGCUAAACACACAGAAGAAGUAACCAGGUUGGAAAAUGAACUUCAAGCGUCAAAUCAGAAACACAGUAUCAACAUUGGAAAACUUGAACAGCAACUUGAGAUCUACUCAGUUCAGCAAACUGAAGCAAAAAGAUUGGGAGAAGAAUUAAAUGCUGUUAAAAUUGCCUAUGAGGAUCACAUAUCACAAUUGAAACAACAGUUAGAAGCUGGUGUUGAGAAGCAGAAGGAAGAAAUUAGAAAGCUGCAAGAAAGUCAUAAGGAUGCUGUUGCACAAAAGGAAAGUAAAAUGAACGACCUCCAGAAAGAGCUUGAAAUUAUGCAAAUCUCCCAUCUUGAGGAAGUGACAACAUUGAAGCAACAGUUGGAAUCUUCAGUUAAAACACACGAGAAGGAACUUCAGGAAUUGGAACAAGAUUUAACAGAAAAACUUUCAAUAAAAGAGAAGAGUCUUGAGAAUGAACAGAUCACUAAUAGGACCAACUAUGAAUGUCAGUUGAAUGAACUGAAGGAAGAGUUAAGAAAAAUGACAGAAGAGCAAACCAAAGUCCCAAAAGACAUCCCUAAUGAAGUAACUGCUGAAUUAAAUGAGCAGGUGAAGCAUCUUGAGAACUAUGUGAAAAAGGUGGAAUUGCAAGGAAGUUUGUUACAUGAUGAACUUUUGUAUAUGAAAAAUGAAAAAGGAAAGCUAGAGUUAGAACUAUAUCACACAAGAGAGGAGUUCUUCCAUGAGCGAGAGGACUGGGAAUUUAAGAUAAAUGAACUCCAGUUAUCCAAGGAAGAAUAUAUGAAUAUGGUUGCAAAGCUGACAGAUGAACUUCAAUCUGCUAAUGACCGUUGUGAAAUGGCAGCGGCCCAGCAUUCCUAUGAAAUGCAAGUUACGACAGAACAAAAUAAAAAAGAUAUUUCAGUACUCGAGCAAACUUUAAAUGCCGCUGCUGAGAAAGAGAAAUUGCAGUCUCUUCUCGAAAUAGAUAACCUGAAGGUGCGAUGCCAAACAUUAUUGAAGGAGAAAGAAGAGACAGUGGGUCAGUAUGAAAACUUGCGUAAAACCAUGGAAAUGUUACAGACUGAAUUAGGAGAAUCUGCUUCAAAGAUCAGUUAUGAGUUUGAAGUUAUGAAGCAACAACAAUCUGAUGAAAUUCAUGACCUGCAGCAGAAACUCCGAAAAGUUUUUAAUGAAAAAGACUCUCUUCUGGAAACCAUCAACAGGCUGCAGGUUGAAGUUGAGGAGGCAAAAGAACUGAAGCAAACUGUCAGCAAUUUACAAGAGAUGAAUCAAGAAUUGAUGUCAUCAAUGCAGAAAAAGGAGGUAAACUUAAAUGACUUACAAGAACAAGUGGGCACUCUAAUCGGAGAGAAAGGGGAACUGGUCACAGCAAUGAAUGACUGUGAAGGGUCAAUACAUAGUCUGAAACAAUCUCUUGCGAUGGAGGAAGGUAAAUGUGCAGAACUUGAGCAGCAAAUACAAGUACUUGAUAAGGACAAAUGUGAAUUGAAGCAAAGAUUGGAUGAAAUUGCACAUCAAUUGCUAACUGCAGUUUCAGAGAAGGAGUCUACUUGUCAACAACUAAGUGAAAUGGAAAACAGACUAGGAGCUAUUAUAACUGAGAAAGAACACUUAGACACUCAAACAAAAAAUCUGGAAGGCUUUAUUGCAAAAUUAGAAAAAGAAAAGGAAGCUUUACAAAAAGAAAUGGCAAUGGCCACUUUACAGAAUGAAAAUUUGGGAGCAAAUGAAGAAAAACUUCAAGAUCUUAGUAAACAGUUACAAAUUCUGACUCAGGAAAGAGACAGUCUCCAACUAGCAGAGGGAAUUGAAAAACAGAAGAUUUGUGAUGUUAGACUUGCAAUAAGUAGUAUUCUUGAACAGGAAAUCUUCAGUUUUACAAAUGAUGCUCCUGAGUUAGAUAUACUUGAGGCAGUGCAAUUACUGAAGGAAUCAAUGACAAAAUACAGGGAGGAAAAGCAGUCUGUGACGUUACUGUGCGAUGAGCGUGUACUACAAUUGCAUCAACAAUUGGAAUUGCAAUCUAAUGCAAAUAGAGAUCAACAAGCUGAGUUCAGUUCUUUAAUAGAUGACCUUCAAAAAGAGAAAACCCUUUUGCAGAAGAAUCUAGAUGACGCACUGUUUGAUAAGGAAGGAUUGCAAAGGGAUUUGUUAGAGUUGCAGAACCUAAGUGAAAAAAUCACUCAGGAAAAUGAAGAUCUGCUUGUUCAGAUUCAAAAUGUUACAGAGAAGCUUGAGAACAUGAAGACAGAAAAGCAAGAACAGAAUGAAAAAACUGAAAAAGAAACAGAAGCAAAAGAGGAACAAUUAAAGUGCCAGCUGAAUGAAAAAGAGUCUGAGCUAUCAAAGUUUAAAGAGGAACUUCAAAAAUUGAAGGAGUUGAUGCAGAAAACAUCCAAUGAAGAGAAUAUUUUAGAAAGCACAAUCGUGGAACUGAAUAACAAAAUGGUUGCUCUAGAAAAAGUAAGCAAUGAUAAGGAAAACAGAAUAAACAAGAUUAAAGCUGUAGCAGUGAAAGCUAAAAAAGAACUCGAUGCCAGCAAAAAACAGGUGCUACAGUUAACAGAAGAGAUGGAGAUUAUAAAGUCUGAACGAGACAGAUUGUCUUCUUCUGUGAAAGACAUUAUGCAAGGUGCAGAAAGCUACAAGAACCUUUUGCUAGAGUAUGAGAAACAAGGAGAAAAACUAGAUAUGGAAAAGACGCGAGCAAAUAACUCUGAACGUCAGGUGGAGGAGCUUACACAACACUUGCAUGCUUGUCUUCAACAGCACAAACAAUUGGUUUCAGAGAAGGAAGAUAUGUUUGCUCAUUUGGGAACUCUGCAGUCAAAUGUAAAACAGCUGGAAGCAAAAGUUUUAGAAUCUGAGAAAGCCAAGAAUACUGUUGAAAAGGAGUUUGAGGCCUUAAAACUUUUCAAGGAGCAGGUUUCCAAGGAGAAUCAUGUACUGUUGAAAGACGUUGAAGAACUUAAAAAACAACUUCAAAAUGAGAAACAACAGCUACAACAGACAACACAGGAACUGGAACUUGUAAGAAAGGAUGCUCAAAAAACCACGCUGAUGGACAUGGAGAUUGCAGACUAUGAACGUCUUGUGAAAGAACUGAACCAGAAAAUUACUGAUCGGGACAACCGGAUUGUAGAAGUGAUAGACGAAAUGACAUCAUGCAAGCAGAAACUAGAAACAAUGGAUUGUGAAAUCAAAUCUCUUCAGUUAGCGUUGGAAGAGUACAAAGAGAAAAAUACCAAGAUGAAACAAAUCCUAGUGAAAACUAAGAAGGAACUUACAGAUUCAAAGAGAGCUGAAGGAGAGCAAUUAGCUGUCCAAGCUUUUAUUAAGGGAGAACUCGAAGCAAACCAGCAGCAAGUGGAAAAUUACAAGAUUCAAGUGGCAGAGUUAAUCGCUGAAAACCACAAGCUUCAGGAACAAUUGCGCCAGACAAAUGAGCAGAAUCAUCGGACAGUGAAUGCAUUUACACAGAAGAUGGCAGCUCUUCAGGAGGAGUGUAAUGUUGCAAAGGCUGAACAGGCUGCAACUGCUGUGGAUUUUGAAAGUUACAAAGUUCGUGUACAUAAUGUCCUAAAACAACAAAAGAGCCGAUCAGCUGCUCAGAAUGAACAUGAGUUGACCCAGGAAGAAAAAGAACAACUUCAAAAGGUGGUUGAUCAGCUGAAGGCCAAGUUACAGGAAACUCAUUGCAAUUUACAAGUCAAUGCGGGUGAGUUACAGGCUCUACAGUUGGAGCAUGACCUGCUGCUGGAAAGGCAUAACAAGAUUCUCCAAGAAACUGUGUCCAAGGAGGCUGAGUUUCGAGAAAAACUUUGUUGUGUACAGUCUGAAAAUGUCUUGCUGAAAUCACAGCAUGCUCAGACUGUCAGCCAGAUGACUGCCCAGAAUGAAGCAGCACAAAAAAGCUUCCAUGAGCAAAUCCGGAACCUGCAAGAAGAUCACAAAAAGACUGUUGAAAUGUUACAGAAACAAUUAACUAAAAUGGAGGCGCAGAUCUUCCAGCUUCAAACUGAAAGCAGUUCUGCAAACUCUGCACAACUUGAGCCAUCUGGGAAGAUUCCACGUGACCGAAGAAACUUGGACAUAUCUGUGAUAGAUAUCAAUUCCAUUGACCGUGGAGAAGGAGAAGGAAUGGAGAUGACUGAAACAGAAUCGGUAUCUUCUUCCAAUACCCAAGUUGCCUCUCUUGAGCAAUUACUUACCUCCCCGGAGGCAGCAUUAGAUGUUGCACAAUGGCAGCCAGAGCCAACCAAAGAAGAAAUAACACAGAAAUUAAAUACAGCUACAAAGAGUAUUGACCAUUUAAAUGGGCUCUUGCGUGAGACUGAAGCUACUAAUGCCAUCCUUAUGGAACAAAUCACACUGCUGAAGAAUGAAGUGAGAAGACUAGAGAGAAACCAGGAACGUGAAAAGUCUAUUGCAAACCUGGAGUAUUUGAAGAAUGUUAUGUUGAAGUUCAUAUUCCUAAAUGCAGGUAGUGAGAAGCAAAGCCUUCUCCCAGUAAUUGAUACAAUGUUACAACUGAGCCCAGAGGAGCGAAGCAAGCUGUCUGCUAUAGCUCAAGGAGAAGACGAAAGCACUUCACGGUCAUCAGGUUGGGCUUCGUAUUUUCACAACUGGUCUGGACUGUGAUAAAAAUUGAUGGGGCAAAAUGUUUACGUUUCAUUCCAGCCGUUGUGUAAAGAGAAGAUGGUUGUUGAAUUUAUGAAGAGGAAAACUGCCUUAUGACGAACUUCUUCUCGAGCCAUUUGUUUAGUGUUUCUUAUUUGGUUUGUAAGUUCAUUGUACAUUUGUUGUUUUGUGCAUUCACUUUUUUUCAUUCUUCUAAAUUUUACAAUACUCUUAGGAAGAACUGCAACUGGAAAGUAAAAUGUCGAAGUAACCUGCACAGAAUGUUUAUUGAUCUUUAAAUUUAAAGUAAAUUUGUAAUUAGCUUUAUUCCAAUAAUGUGAAAGCGAUGUUAGCAUUCAGCUGAUGAUACUAAACAUGAUAUACUCAUUUAUUUUGUGUAUUAUUGUAAAAGGGUCUACAGUUGUUUGGUGUUUUCUAAUGUAUAAUGAACUUAUGGAAGCGAUAAUUUAGAUAUAGCAAGAACUAUUCAACUAAAGUCAUGAUCUCUGGAACUAAAUAUUUUAACAUAUUUAAAAACUGGAUGGAGUGUAGAAUAUAUUUAUAUUCAAAAUUCAGAGUUUAUUGAUGCUGUACAUACUUAAAACUUUCAAAUUUAGGUUUAGGCACUAUACAGAUGCAUGGAAGCCUAUGAAUCCAGUAACGCUGGAAUUCUAGAUAUCACAUAAAGAUCCUUAGCAAAUCAGUCGUGUUUAUUGGGAUCAGCAGUAUGUUUAAAUUUAUUUAACUUUGCUGAGCAAAUAGUAAUCUCUGCAGAACAAAUCAAUAGCAAAAAUAAACCGUGUUGAAGAAUGUCGAGAAAUUGAAGUGAUGCACCUGAAAGAUUGAAGGAUUUGAACACACUUAGUAAAGGUGAAAUUGAUUUAUGGAACCUUGAAUAAUGAAUAAUUUUUUAAACAAAUUACGUGAUUUUCUUUCAGCAUUAUAUGUGAAUUAUAGUGUAUUGAGUUUUUCAAUCAAGGGAUCAAAAUAAUUAUUUCACAUGUACCAUGUACGUGCACUUUAUUCCUUUAUGUUUUCUGGAAAUAUACCUCCAUGUUGAGAUAUGAUGAUUCUUCUGUAAAUUUUUAUUGUUUUUUUUAAUCUUUGGAUACAAAGCCUUUCUGUUUCUGCCUCAAUCCCUUUCUCAGAUUUCUAUUAGCCAUUCACUAACAGUGACCAAAAAGCUAUUUGUUCAGUUUGCUGCCUGCCAUCCUCAAUACUACAGGACUAGAAACUGUGUGAGAGUGGUGAGAUGAUGGAUCCCCUGAUGAUUUCCUUUUCCUUCCCGAGAAUAAAACUACAAUAUUCCCUAGUUAAAUAAUUUUUCAUGUCUGAUGUGCUACUUUUAUUGUGACAUUAUACGCUUGCAGUUUAUUACCAAUCAUCUAAUACUUUGUGAUGAGCCCCUGAUGACCUUCCGCUGCAGUAGGGAAAGGGCAUCUAUUUAAUGUACAAAAUAAUAAACAUGAAGAUUAAUCUCCAGGAUCUUUUGUUGCUUAUGCAGGCUUGUAAGUAGAUUUUUCAUCUGUAGUCGGCAUCCAUAUUUUAUGUUUAUUACCAUUAAGCAAUCUCUCAGCUGUAAUUCAUUAUUGACUAUUGGGUUCUCUAAUAAAACAAUAUUUCUAUUCUAAUAUACCAA